AUGUCUUCUACGUUGUCGGAAGCACAACGCAAAACUCUUCAGGACGAAAUCAAGGCCCUUGGUGAUGAGAUUCGAGCGCUGAAAACUGACAAAGCUGACCCCCAACUCGUUAGUUUUUCGCCCUAUUUUCUGAAUAAGGUGAAAAAAGUUUAGUGAAUAAAAAAUGCUUCGUUCGAUUGUUUGCAAAUGCGUUAAUAUGGCGAUUGAGAAGCCGCCGAGACGAGUUUACGCGCAAAGAGGUGGAAGGAGGGUGCGCCUUUUUUUGCUUAUUUUUGAGAAAAUUAUUUUUCGAUUGACCUUAUUCGAAACAAAAAUGUUAAUAAUCACUUUUCUGAGGAAAUGAUGAUUUUUCAGAUCAAAGAGCGUGUGGCGGCCAUGCUCCAGAAGAAAGCCGCCCUCGGAGACGAGCAGCCCUCUGGGAAAUUUGUCCUGAAGACCCCAAAAGGUGAGAAACGAUAAUAAAGUCUAUUUCCCGGCAGCUUGUCGCAAUAUUCUGCCGAAAAAUCAUAUGCGAUUUGAUCAAAAUGACCCCGCUUUGAGACCUUUUUUGCUGUCUUUCUGCAUUUUUUCAGAAUUUUAAGAGCUUUUUUUCUGGCUGUUCUUUCAAAGCGUAGUUGUCUCACCGCAGUGAAAAAAUAAGAUGUAUUGAGGUGUUUUUCAUGAAAACUUUCAUUAAAUUGAAAAAUAUUAAGUUCCGGAUUAUAUUCCUAGUAAAAUUCAGUGAUUUUUCGUUAGAUUGUGUGAUCAAUUUUAAUAAUAAGAGAGUCAAAUAUCCCAAUACAAGCUUUAUAAUUGAUAUUUACUCUGUUGAGACACUUUUAAAACCACUUGAUGUUCUCAUCAGAAUUUUUCAGGCACCCGAGAUUAUGGCCCAGCAUCGAUGGCUGUCCGAGAAUCCGUUCUCAAAACAGUCACGGCUUCCUUCAAAAAACACGGAGCCGAAACCAUCGACACUCCAGUUUUUGAACUUCGCGAGGUUAAAUUUUAGCUCUCAUGAUGUUUCGAAAUUCAUGUUUGAAGGCUUUUAUUCCAGUUUUUUCCAGCUAGGCAUAAACAUUCGAAUUAAUUUUGGUACAGGCUAAUUUUUGAUCCAAAUACAGCGGUAUAAAGGUUAAUUAGCUAAUUAACAACAAAUAUUUUCAAUUUAUGGUCAAACUAAACUGCGUCGAAGUUCGUUUUUGAACCUUGAAUCAAUGAUUUUCAUAACGAAAGAAGUAAACUCACAAGGGAAGUCAUUUUACUUCGCGGUUUGGAAUUUUCUACAAAUUUGCUCAAAAACUCUUUGAAGGUCCAGAUAAAGAUCCCUCAUUAUCGCUACCUGCGCAAACCUGAUUUUGAGAUAUUAUUUUUCAAAGUUGCGAAAAAUUGGUUUUAGGUCUUUUUUUUCAACCUUCAAAAUCAAAUAUUUCGAAAACUAGAUUCUGGCGUGGGUUGCAACGUUGUUGGAUCGUCAUAUGAACCUUCAGAGAUUGUUUGAGCAAAUUUGUUGGAAAUUCCAAACCGACAAGUAAAAUAACUUUCCGUAUCAGUUAUCAGCUAUUCUUAUUGUUCAUUUUUCAGGUCUUGAUGGGUAAAUAUGGAGAAGAAGGCGGAAAACUCGUCUACGACCUUCAAGAUCAAGGCGGUGAAUUGCUCUCCAUGCGCUAUGAUCUAACGGUAGUUAUUAUAUUUGAUAAUAAUAUGUUUAUUUCCUUCAAUCGAAAUGAAGAGGUUACGAAGCAAAUGAAGUUGCUGCCGACCAGAAACUGCUUCCGCGCGACAGCUUAAGAUCAGAGAAACUUGAAAAGCAAUGCUAAAUAAGGAACACUGCAAACUUAGCCUGUCUGCGCACUCCACCAAUUAAGCACUGUCUUUUUUCAAAUCGUGAAAAGACCUUUUUUCAACCACUCAAGCCAUCGAGAUAAGCUAUAACUUGACACGCAACGCGACCGCAAUGCGUUGAGCCAUUCUUCAAUUUUUUUCAUACGCGGUCUAGGCAAAAGUUCCUUCCGUAGAUUUGCACAGGCUUUCACUGAAUUCAAUGGGUGUUCCUAACCUUGUUUGAUGAUUUUUCAAAGAAAAAAAAGUUGUUAAAAUCCUCAUUUUCCAAGAAACGAGUUCAGGUUCCCUUUGCUCGGUACCUGGCGAUGAACAAGAUCACCAACAUAAAAAGGUAUCACAUCGCCAAAGUCUACCGACGAGAUCAGCCGGUGAUGACCCGCGGCCGUUACAGAGAGUUUUAUCAAUGUGUUAGUACAUAUUCUCAUAAUCAUCAUAUUUUUCCCGCUUUUUUAGGAUUUUGAUAUUGCUGGCCAGUAUGAUCUGAUGCUCCCCGAGGCGGAAUGCUUGAAAAUCGUCGACGAAGUUCUUUCUGGCUUGGAAAUUGGCGAUUUCUAUGUGAACGUGAGUUAUGAAGAAAUUUUAGAAGUAUUUUUCAUGUUUUUUUUGUAUUUCUUAAAUCAGAUUCGUUUUAUGUAUUCUUUAUGAGAACCAGAAAAUCUUGCUUUUUUACUGAAAGUUUGCUCAGGGAUAUCAGUGGUUUUUUUGGAAUUUCAAGAUCUCCAAAAAGAAAAUAAACUUAUUCUUUUCAGAUUUUUUUAAAUAUUUUAUAAGUGAGAUAGUGUGUGAUUUGAAAAUUAGGGAAGCUACGAAAAUUAUAAAAAAAUUUACAGCUAUAAAUUCUGUCAAUGAUAAGCGAGGAUGCUAUCAAAAAAAUUUUUCUGAUUCUCAUUUUUUUUUUCUCAAAAGAUAAAAAAGAGAUUUCGUGAUAAUCUUUUUUUUCUUACCAUGGUCAGAAGAAUUCCGUUUGCACAAUGGGAACCCGGUCACUGAUUGCCACAUAAAAAUUCAUUGAUAACCAUAUUUUUCAUAGUUUCAUGCUGAUUCUCCUUCAGCUGAACCACCGCCUGAUCUUGGAAGGAAUGUUCGCAGUCGCCGGAAUCCCCGCAGACAAAUUCAAGACGAUAUGUUCCUCCGUCGAUAAACUCGACAAGACUCCUUGGGCCGAAGUCGAAGAAGAAAUGAUCAAGGAGAAGGGAUUGAACAGUGAACAAACGACGAAACUUGGCGCCUUCGUUCGGUUCCGAGGUUUAAAAAAGACCUUUUCUACUUAACAAAAGUGUUGUUCUCCAGAAAUCAACCCAACCUUGAGCAAUAGUGAACUUUUGUCGAAAAUCGCCGAGCUCGAAGGGUUGAGUAAUAAUGACAAGUUCAAAAAAGGCGUCUCCGAGCUUCAGGUUUGUCAUUUUUUGUUGUAUCGCCGGUUUUACCGCGGCUCGAAAGGCUGUAAUUUCUCUGUAACCUCCUCGUUUCUCUAUGACUCUCUCAUAUUUACAUGAUCUUUUCAUAGUUCUCUGACUUGAAAAACAGAGAGACACAGACACAAAACAAACUGUAAAGUUGCGCAUUGUAUGUAGAUCAUUCAUAAAAACUGACUGGGUUAUUCAAAAUCGAGAGUGAAGCUCUUCGCGUCGAGACCUGGACGAAUUCAUCGCCCAUGCUCCUUCAAAUUUAUCUUAACUCAUGAAAUUUUACUUCAAGGUCCUCAUCGAAUAUUGUGACAUUUACGGCAUCAAGUCGGUGAAAUUUGAGCCCGCCCUGGCUAGAGGAUUGGACUAUUACACUGGAGCCAUCUAUGAAGCCGUUGCGCCGAGUAAAUUGAUCUAUUUUAAGAGUUAGGGAUGUUAAAAUAUCAUUUUAGAAGCUUUGGAAGGCACUGCUGUGGAAAAAGCUGAAGAUGCCGAAGGUCAACCGGCUGGCGUCGGAUCCGUAGCUGCGGGAGGACGGUAAAUUUCUGAGCAGACUUUUUUUUUUCAAAUGUUCUGAAAGGCCAAGUGAACCUUUAUUCUAAAAAAAAAAAUUGUGAAAAGGUCUUUAUAAAAAAAAUUUUAGGAUAAUAUUAUGUUCUUUUUACAAAGUAAUGAGCUGACAAGGUCAAAAAAUCUCGUUUUUGCUAGAUAAUUCUUGAAAAAACAGAUCCAUCUUGCAAAAUAAUUGAAAGAAAAAUCUAAGAAUUUCUUUCUCCAUGAUAUCUGAAAUUAUUUUUAGUUACGAUGGCCUUGUCGGAAUGUUCUCUCCCAAAGCUAACGUCCCAUGUGUCGGUGUCUCCUUCGGAAUCGAACGACUUUUCGCGAUCAAAGAAGCGCGUCAGGUUUUUCAACAACUUCCUCUCCCUCAUCAUGAUUCAUUAACUUUAAGGCAGCCCAAAGUGUCUUACGCACAUCGGAAACUGAAGUCUUCGUUGCGUCAGCGCAAAAAAAUCUACUUAAGGAAAGAAUGAAGAUUUGUAAAGAGCUUUGGGACGACGGGAUUAAGGUAUCUCCCUUCUUUUUUCUGGGAAAUCGAGUAAUACUCUAUUCUAGGCGGAAUUCGCCUACAAAGCCAAUCCCAAACUUCUCACGCAGUUGCAAUAUUGUGAAGAGCGGAAAAUCCCGCUCGUCAUCAUUAUUGGCGAACGAGAAAUCCAGGAGAAAAUAGUCAAGUUGAGAAAUGUCGCCUCAAGAGAGGAAGAGGUAAAAUGCUACUUUUCUUUGAAAAUCAUCUUCAUUCAUCUUUUGUUUUCAGGAUGUUCCACUCUCCUCACUGGCCAACGCGAUCCGUGAGAAGAUUUCAAAAUUGCUUUAG
Molecule: messenger RNA, 4602 nt
Organism: Caenorhabditis auriculariae
Lineage: Eukaryota; Metazoa; Nematoda; Chromadorea; Rhabditida; Rhabditidae
Source: the annotation of a GenBank genome assembly